AUGCCAGUGCUGUGUACACCUAAAGAAUACAAUAAAUACACCAGGUACACCAAAACGGUUCAGCUCUCUUGGGAGAUGCUGUAUUAUGAGCAGCAGAAAAAGCUGCUGAAAGUCUUUCUGACCUUGAAAGAGAAGGGUGGCAUUCCCUGUAAUAUCCACUUGUCAGAUAUGAGAGACUGGCUUGUCCACAGCGGUGCAGACAUGUGCAACAAGAUGUUCCAGAAACAGUCAGGGAACAGACGGGAUCUGCACCUUGCUAAAUUGACAUGGGAAGUGAAUCGGCGGCUCAAGCUGGAGGAGAUAGAGAGAGAGGUGUGCCGGGAACUACGUCUGGAGCAUUCCUCCAAGAUACCAAUCUCCCACAGAAGCGAGAUUAUGAAAACUGUGGAGUGGGUCCCACCUCCAGACUCUUAUGGACCAGGUCCACGUGACCUCACUUCCCCAUCAGGAGCAUCAAGUGACGGUUUCUACACAUCUUCUAUGACUUUUGACUCUUUUGACUCAUUGUUCAUGGAGACCCCAGAGGAACAACAUGUGAUGCUUUCUUCGGGGGACAGGAAAGCAAUCUUUGACAAUGUCAAGAGUCAUGUCAUCUAUGAAGUCAGGAAAAACCUCCUUCCAGUUCUGAGGAAACGAUUUCAAAAGAAGGAAUCAAGCUCCUCGUCAGGAAGUGGCAGGCCCUCCAGUGAAAACUCUGACCGAAGCCGUAGCAGCUCCUCUUUCCUUUCCACUGACUCUUCUUCUAGCAACAACAACACCAUAACAAUGAUGUUCAGUCCGAGGUCAAGUGCCACCAUUUCUUCCCCUGCCUCUCUUCAUGACAAAGAAAGUGGGAGUUAUGAAUCAUACGUAGGACUGACUUUUUACACGGAAGCUCCUUUUUCAGAGGAGCUUUGUGAUGAAACUUCAGUUAAGAGAUCAGUCACUCCCUCCAGUGCAGUAAAUGCCCAGGAGAGCCCAAUAACCAUAACACCUUCGUCUGAAGCUUUCAGAGCUGAAAGCUUUGUUUUGGAGAUAAUACAUAAUUCGAUCACUUUCUCUGAAACAUCUCAGAAUGAUAUUAACAACUCUGACACUCUUGCUGGAUUCACCAUCAUGUCCAACGAUGUUGUGGACACAACCCUGGACGGCGCAACAGUAGUGUUAGAAAGAGAAGGACUACUCUCUCAGGAUAGAAGCUCCAAUGAAGAGUUUGAUGAUCGCCUUCUGUCUAUCGGACCGUGUAUUACUACUGAUCACCAUGGCACUGAGAUCAAACUUUUGGGUGGCAAGCCAACAGAUGAAGGUAUCAAUAAUUUACUUGAUGAAGAGAAAGAUGUAGAACUGUACACAGGGCAGAUAAUUGAGGCUGUCACACAGGACUUACUAACAAGAUAA
Molecule: messenger RNA, 1377 nt
Organism: Clupea harengus (Atlantic herring)
Lineage: Eukaryota; Metazoa; Chordata; Actinopteri; Clupeiformes; Clupeidae
Exons: 9
Coding region: 1-1377 (458 amino acids)
Source: RefSeq, a predicted model, not a curated record